Elgaria multicarinata webbii is the source of this 2027-nucleotide messenger RNA. It is a transcript of the gene ERICH6B, whose product is annotated as glutamate rich 6B. The record is from RefSeq and is a predicted model, not a curated record. The coding region runs from base 57 to 1925 and encodes 622 amino acids. The transcript is spliced from 15 exons. NCBI's taxonomy places the organism in Eukaryota, Metazoa, Chordata, Lepidosauria, Squamata, Anguidae.
CAGCCUCACUGCACUCAAUGGAACUUUCUUCUGAGUAACUGUAAAGCUGCAAUCCUAUGCAUACUUACUUGGGAAGUUCAGUCUCCUUAUGGAUUGACAAUAUGUCUAAUGGACAGAAUGUAUCAGGAUCUGGUAGUAAAGACCAGAUCCAAGGAGAAACAACUCAUUCUCCUUCUGGAUGCCAGUCAGUGGAUCCCAAGCCUUCCAGCUUGCUUCUCACUGUAGAAAAUGUUAAAAAGCUUCAAGAGGAGUAUCCCGUUGCUAAAUCUGUUCUUACUAGACAGUCAAUAGAAGCAUAUAUUAAGCAGAGUAACCUCUCUUUGAAUGAGAAUGAAACUAGUACAGAUGGAAGCAAGAAGCAGAAUCUGUUGGAUGAAAAAGAAUCAGAGGCAACUUCAAUGAUUCUUCAUAGAGAAGAUAGCUCUGAAGAUUACUCAAAAAACGUUGAAGAAAUUUCAAAAAAAGAUUCCUGGACAAGAUCUCUGCCAUCUUUGGAUCUUGAGACUCAAUCAUUCAAAAAAUGUGAAGUUGCAGAUUUGGAGACUCAGACAGAAUGGAGUUAUUCUGAUACAUCCAUGAAUUCAAGUGAGCAAAGAAGAAAGAAGCUGGACACGAGAAGCAUGCAUGGAAAGGAGAAAAGUGACCGCGUAGAAAGUGAAGAAACAAUAAUCGGCAGCAUAGGAGAAGAAGGAAGAGAUGAGAUUGAACUGGACAGUAAAGUGCGCUCUUCUCCUGCUGAAGAGGAAAUCGAGCUAAACGCUCUUUUCAAAGCUGAGGAUCAUUCCAUCACUGAACUUUGCCAACUUGGUUGCUGUGAGUUUUGUACCAUCAGACUAAAGCCUUUGCCUACAGCAGAACAACUGGACGAGAAGCCAGAAGCAGUGGAAAGUUUUCUUUGUUGCAGGACGUAUAAGGAAGUUUUCCAAUGUGUAGUACAGGAGCUCAUAGAAAGCAACUCCGCAGAAAGUGAGAUUGACAUCAGUCCUCACCCACGACUUUCACAAACAGUGAUGGAGAGCAAGACUAAAAAGUUACUAAAGGAUGAACUACAAGAGCGAGGUUUUGAGAACUACAGGGAGGUACUUGAGCAGUAUAUGAAGUUUGGUACAUGUGUCAAAAUUAAAUUCAGAUUAUCAGACCAUCCACCCCAAACCCAAAGUGUUGCUCUUCAGAAGCCUCAUCUGCAGCCCAAAGAACUACUGGGGAUAGAUUUGGAGUUCAAAGCAGAACAAUUAAAGAUUUGCCAUCCUAAGAAGCUUGUGAAAAGAUACUAUUCUGAUGGAAAUAUAUUCUUUAUUCUGUUUCCAAAUGGAACAGGCCAAGUUUAUUACCCGUCAGGUAAUACUGCCAUUCUCAUUACCUACCUAAAGGACACUCAGUUCACAUACAUAAUCCUAAAUGACAGCAGUUCCCAUGGAGUUCAGGCAUUCUUUACAAAUCAAGGUUAUGCAGCGUGUUAUCAUCAAAAUGGAAAAAUCAGGAUGAAUCUGGAUCUUUGCUUUGGCUCCUACUUUGAUCAGAAUGGAAUUAGACACAAACACUGGAACUGGUGGGACACCAGCUGCCAUGCUCAUCUACCACCUUUCCAGCCCAUCUACAUUCAAUUGAAUGUUUACAUCCAGGUUAAAGUUAAAGCCCAGGAUCAGAUCUUCCUAACAUUUACUAAGCUUCAUGACUGCCUCCAACUGAAUGUUGGUGCAAGGCUAAAACUGAAAGAUCCAAACAUGCUGCAGUUCCUCAAAGGACCUGAAACCUGGAGACAGCUAAUAAGUGACUCCCAGAUUUUGCAGAUCAGAAUAGUCUUAGCCAACUUGCAGAAACUACUGAAAAAAAUGUGUUCUAUUCCAUCGGAACAGACUGAAGACCUGUAUCUCAUCAUUUCAGACCUGUGUAACCAAAUGCAUCGGCGAUGCAAAAAACAAUGAGAAGACGUAUUUCUAAUCAGGCAAGGCGACUGAGCCAGCUUCAUAGACAAAAAAUUAAACAUCUUCAGUCUUCUACGGUUUAUCCUACUGAUUCUAACUUGC